Messenger RNA from Aureobasidium subglaciale EXF-2481, 1756 nucleotides. RefSeq lists its product as uncharacterized. The coding region runs from base 60 to 1505 and encodes 481 amino acids. Gene Ontology annotation, molecular function: phosphoric diester hydrolase activity. NCBI's taxonomy places the organism in Eukaryota, Fungi, Ascomycota, Dothideomycetes, Dothideales, Saccotheciaceae. Gene Ontology annotation, biological process: lipid metabolic process. The record is from RefSeq and is a predicted model, not a curated record. The transcript has a single exon.
UUGCAAGACGUGUCACAAAUUGAGAUUGUCCAUACUGUCCAAAAGAGUUGACUAUCAUCAUGGGUCCUCCACCACUUGUGAUUCGCAACCUCAGCUCUACACCUCUCGAGCUCAAGGUGAUAGAGCGCUUCGAAACCCCGCACAUCGACGAGCCCAAAGGCUUCGCCAACAUCACCCGCAAUGUAACCCACUUCGUUGUCUCAAAUACCACGGGCAAUGUUCCUCCUGAGGGACCGAGUUUUGCACCACUCACUAUCAAUGCACAAAGCUAUGGACAACAAGAUGUGAAUAUUCGUGUUGAUCCGUUCACGACCAACAGGACGGAUAUCAAUACUGCUGAGAGAUCUGAGAAGGACGUUCUACGACUGACUUUCGAGUACGAUGGACAGCGUUAUCGCGUUGACACUCGUACGACUAGACAAUCUCAGGAACUCAUUCCACUUUGUCCGGAUCCAAGGAAGCAGUACACGGCCAUCUGGAUUGACAAGGAUAGUUAUCUAGCUAUCUACUCUUCUGCAAAUAUGAAUUGCUGGAUGAAGGAGAUGGCUGAUGCUACACCAUUGUCUGGUCUCUCUAUCCCGGGCACACACAACAGUCCCACUCACCACAAAGCCUUACCCUCGGUCCGAUGCCAGGCAGUGUCUCCGAAAGAGCAGCUGCGCAAUGGAGUACGCUUCUUUGAUAUCAGAGUCCAGCCCCAGAACCCUGGUGAUGCAAACAGUGAUGCACUGGCUCUCGUACAUGGCGUCUUCCCCAUCUCACUCACAGGGACGAAGCCUUUCCGCAAGCUCGUUGACGAUAUUCACGAGUUUCUGCGCGAGAAUCCCUCAGAAACACUAAUCAUGAGUCUGAAGCGUGAGGGACCUGGUGAACACACGGACGAACAGCUCUCCACCAUUGUCAAGCAACACUAUGCCAACGACAAUAAUCUCUGGUUCACUGAGCCUCGCGUGCCCUCUCUGGGUGAGGCACGCGGCAAGAUCGUUCUCAUGCGUCGCUUCGCACUUGCCGAGCCAUUGACACAUGAAUGGGAAGGUAGAGGAUGGUGUCUCGACGCCCAGAAUUGGGCUUACAAUACACCAUGCGACAACCAUGGUUCAGUGUGCGUACAAGACUUCUGCGAGGUUCUCGAAACCGAAAACAUCGAUAAAAAGAUCGGCUUCUGCUGCGAGCACUUUGAGCGUGCUGGUGCUCAGGUUUGCCCUGUACCUGGCAUCACUACUGAUGCUAUCAAUCCUGUACCUCCUGGCCCGCUGUAUCUCAACUUCUUGUCUGCCAGUAACUUCUGGAAGGUCGGAUGUUGGCCAGAGCGUAUUGCUGCCAAGCUCAACCCUGCUGUCACUGAGUUCCUUUGCAUGAAGCAUGAAACUGCUGAGGGUGACAACAAGGGUGAUGGUGGCGUUGGUAUUGUGGUGACUGAUUGGGUGGGCAAAGAUGGUGAUUGGGAUUUGAUCAGGUGCAUUGUCGGCAUGAACUCACGCUUGGAGCUCAGAGAAAAGCAGUAGAUGAUGACGAGUCUAUGAGACACAUGAGGGUUUUGAUUGUGUGGAAUGGAGUACUGAUAGAUUUUAGUAUAUCAAAAACCUGUUCUGGCAAGCUCCAGCCGAGAUGUUCUCUCUUUCCUUCCUGGUGGAGCAGAAGGCGUAUACGGAAAGUGUGUGUGUGCUUUCUUCUUGAAAUUGAUAGCCCAGAUGAUAGCACAACCUCUUUCCUUGCAGCUCACGCAUCGACAAAGACAUCGGAUCAACUAAUUCCG